AUGGCUGUUAGAAGGGUUUUCCCAUCAAAUUGCGGCCUUCUUCACGGCCGCAUUGGCGACAAAAGUCGUACUGCUCAUCUUAGAACUUCAGAUCUGUGGGACACUGAUGAAGAGCUUCGCUCAAGAACUCUCGAGCGCAAACUUGUUCUUGCGUGGCAGUCAGGAGAAAGGGGCAACCUCCACCGCCACCGCCUCUUAUUUUCUGUGUUCAAAGCUCUGAAAUGGCCUCUUUUACUAACCAUUCUGCCUCGGAUUGCAUUGAUAGGCUUCAAAUUUGCACAGCCAUAUCUCAUGAAAAGAGUCAUUCUAUUCGUACAAGAUGCAUCCUCUGAGGGAGAACGUCAAGGACACAUGCCGGGUGUUGCAUGGGCGUUAGUUCUCGCUACAGGUUUGACAUUUGUCGGAUCUGCUUUAUCCACGGGAUUUUAUCAACACCAGCUAUUUCGCACCAUUACUAUGAUUAGAGGCGCAUUGAUUUCUGUCAUAUCUGUCCAGAGCCUGACUCUCACUGGCACGACUACUCAAUCCUCUGGACCAGCUGUUCUUACGCUCACGGGCCCGGAUGUAAACGCAAUCUGUGCAUCAUUCCACGUCUUCCACGAACUGUGGGCUAAUCCAAUUGAGAUUGGCUUUGCCAUAUACCUUUUGGAGCGCGAGUUAGGCCCUGGGUGCAUCGGGCCAGCGGUGUCUGUCAUCGUUUGCACACUGGCCAUGAGCCAAUUAUCGAAAUACAUUGGCCCGGCAAUGAAAGCGUGGAACAACGCUAUACAAAAUCGAGUGUCAACCACGUCAAAGGUCAUCAGAUCUAUCAAGGAGGUCAAAAUGCUUGGCAUGUCAAAUAAGUGGCUGGCUGACAUACAAGUUCUAAGAGUUAUAGAGCUCAAGAGCUCUAAAUCUUUCCGCUUGUUCAUCACCUACAUGAACGUUCUAGGCAAUACCCCGUCCGCAUUGGCUCCUAUACUCACAUUUGGCAUCGCUAUUGCCGUCUCCAAAAGUGGCACCAACCAGAGGCUCUCAAUUGCAACUGUGUUCACCGCUCGUUCCAUCAUGGGACUGAUCAUCGCACCACUCUCCCGACUUUUGUCUGAGAUGCCCUCUUUUCUGAGCUCCCUUGGCUGCUUUGAGAGAAUUCAAGAGUUUCUUGAGGCUACCCAUGAUGCGGACGGGAACAUGGUGUCCGUUGGCGAGGGACAUGACGUGAUACCAUCUGCAGAUAGCACGAAUAUUGAACUAGCAGAGCAGUGCAGCUUGUACGAACCAGGUAGAUCUAUUUCCCUGGCGGAUGGUGCUUCGUUCGCACCAAAACAAGGAGACGCACCUAUCCUAUACGAAAUUACUCUGAAUGUCGAGCCGGCCUCUCUUACGAUUGUUACUGGCAAGGUUGGCUCCGGCAAAAGUAUGCUUCUGUUGGGCUUACUCGGCGAACUUCACGCGACUGGGUUCGUCUCUAGACAUAUCAGUGGAGCUGGGUACUGUUCGCAGUCAGCGUGGCUCACACACGGAAGCAUCAAGGAGAAUAUUGUUGGUCCAAACACUGAUGAGAUUGAUGAGCUAUGGUAUAGGACUGCUGUUCGGGCCUGUGCGCUGGACAAGGACUUUGCGCAGAUGCCCAACGGAGAUCAGUCUUCUAUCGGAAGUAAUGGAAUUACGCUCAGUGGAGGCCAACGCCACAGAGUUUCACUGGCUCGCGCCUUAUAUUCCAGAAAAAGGAUAGUCUUUGUUGACGACAUCCUCUCCAGCCUCGAUGCAGAAACUCGCGCUUAUGUCUGGACGCAUGUCUUCGGCUCCUCUGGGCUUGCUAAGCAAGGAAAAGUUACCGUUAUACUUGCCACUCAUGACUACAAGAUAGUCAUGCUAGACAAUGGUCGAGUUAAAGCUCAAGGCACUUAUCAUCAGCUGAUAGACAAUGGCCAAUUGACUAAAACAACGGAUGCUCGCUCCUCAAACGUCAAAGGUGCAGAUGGUGACGACUACAAGUCGGCAGCUACUGACGGUCUUGCAUCGGUUGCUGACGAAAACGAAAUGGAGGAUUUGAUGAGGAAGUCUGGGGAUCCAGCGUUAUAUAUCUACUAUUUUCGAUCAAUUGGUUGGGCACUUGGCAUUACUGGACUGGCGAUUGGAAUUCUUCAGCAAUUCUUCCAAGUCUUUCCUCAGAUAUGGCUGAAGUGGUGGGGUGAGGCGAACUCUUCUGGGAGCCAUGUUGAUACAGGCAAAUAUUUCGGCGUUUAUGCCUUCUUCCUAGCUAUGUGCCCCGUUCUCAUUGGAUUUGAAUGCUGGACUACUGGGAUGUAUUGGCGACGCAAUACUUAUCCUCAUGGGCGCCAAACAUUUUAUCUUCGCACGUCUCGUCAACUUCGACUACUGGAUUUACAAGCAAAGGCACCCAUCAUAAAACAACUGCUUGAAACCAUCCAGGGCCUACCAACCAUAAGGGCAUUCAAAUGGCGGACUAUAAUGCAAGAUUCGAUAUUAGAUCUUCUAGACCGAUCGCAACGUCCGCAUUACCUAUUGUACUCGAUUCAGCGGUGGCUCACGUUGGUGCUAGAUUUAUUCGUGGCGGCUUCCGCUGUCAUUCUUGUCGCUCUGGCAGUUUUCACUGGAGCGUCCAGCGCUGGAAGCAUUGGUCUUGCAAUGCUCAACGUAAUUGGCUUCAACUCUGGCCUUGCUGAUCUGAUUUCGUCGUGGACAUCGCUAGAAACAUCUUUAGGUGCCAUUGCACGCCUUCGAGCUUUCGAGAUGACGACACCAUUAGAAACGGUGAAUGAUGACGCGACUGGAAGACGUCCCGCUAAGCCUUGGCCCCCAAAUGGUCAAGUUGAACUGCGAAACGUGACGGCCAGCUAUUCAACGGCCCAACAAGGGCCACCCGUACUUGAAGAUAUCUCCCUGCGCUUUCACGCUGGCGAAAAAGUAGCUAUCUGCGGCAAAACCGGAAGUGGAAAAUCUACCCUGGUAUCGACCUUGUUUCGACUGCUAGAUUACUCGGGUACGAUCGAAGUGGACGGUACUGAUAUUACAGCGAUGCCUCGUGAAGUGCUACGAUCUCAACUUAUAGCUGUUCCGCAAGAACCCGUUCUCUUUGAAGGAAGCUUGCGAUCCAAUUUCGUUACUGAACCCGAGGACGGGAGAUUACGAGGCGGCGAAGAAGUCUUGGACGAGUACACCAUUUCGGUAUUGGAUAAACUGGAGCUUUGGGCCGCCAUAUCUUUGCAUGGUGGAUUAGACACCGACAUUGAAGACCUGUCCCUCUCACACGGACAAAAGCAACUGGUUUGCCUGGCUAGGGCCAUCCUGCGGAAGCAUGUCGGGCGAAUAGUCAUUCUGGACGAAGCUAUGAGCUCGGUUGACGCGCACACUGCGCAAGUCAUGGUUCGAGCUCUCGAAGACGAGUUCAAAGAGCACACCGUAUUUUCUGUUGUUCAUCGGCUUGAUACUAUACGCGACUUUGACACCAUCGUGGUACUUGAUCGUGGUAGAGUCGUGAGAACUGGACCACCACACGAACUUUUGACUAGUGAUUCUCAAUUGAGAAUCUAA
Molecule: messenger RNA, 3537 nt
Organism: Metarhizium acridum CQMa 102
Lineage: Eukaryota; Fungi; Ascomycota; Sordariomycetes; Hypocreales; Clavicipitaceae
Source: RefSeq, a predicted model, not a curated record